Molecule: messenger RNA, 930 nt
Organism: Nezara viridula (southern green stink bug)
Lineage: Eukaryota; Metazoa; Arthropoda; Insecta; Hemiptera; Pentatomidae
Source: the annotation of a GenBank genome assembly
AUGAGACCUAUCAACAAUAUUAAACUGACAUUCUCUUUCAUAUUACUUUCCAUAACUUUUUGUAGUGGAUUCAAAGGAGUUGAUAUAAAGAAAUCUUACUGUACCUGUGAAUGGAAAAAUAAACAUAAUGAAAAGGGAAUGGGCCGUAUUAUUGGAGGAGACGAAGCUGAUGAUGGGGAGUACCCUUUCAUGGCUGGCCUCUUUGAAGAGGCAGAUGGGCUAGUGGAAUCAGUGCAAUGUGGAGCCACUAUCCUAGGUUCUUUGCAGCUGUUGACUGCUGCACAUUGUGUCAACCCUUCAUCUAACUAUUCAGUGGUUAUUGGAGUUCUAGGACUCUUCGAUCCUGACUUGACAAAUAUAAGAAAAGUAUCAAAAAUUGACAUCCAUCCUGAUUUUGAUGAGAAUACUUUAGCUGGUGAUAUAGCUUUGCUUACUGUGGAUCAUCCUCUGGACUUCAGUUCAAGAAGGAUUGGUCCUGUCUGUUUGGGUCAGAAGAAGAGAAAAAUUCAUUCUGAAUUCAGGAUUGUUGGCUGGGGCUGCUUGAGCAAUAUGUCCACUCCACAAUAUCUUCAGGAAGUCUCUGUAGAUGAAUAUGAUUACGAUAACUGUUACAGUCGAGGUUUGAUUGAUAAACACGACAGAAAACAGUUUUGUACAUUGUCAAGGAAUAAAGGACCUUGCUUGGGAGAUUCUGGAGGUCCAGUGCUGCUUUUCGAUGCUGAAAAAGAAACCUACACCUUAGAAGGAAUAGUCUCGAAGGGACCUGAAGAUUGUAGGACAUUGCCAAGUGUUCAUAUCGAUAUUCACCAUCCAGAAUACAUCGAUUGGAUAACAGAAAGAUCUAUAGAUCAGAUCUGUUGGAUUAAAAAUUUACCAGAUGACAGAGAUUGGACAUCAAGGAGAAAAAAUAUUUUAGAAUAUGUGAACUAG